Messenger RNA from Linum trigynum, 495 nucleotides. The record is from the annotation of a GenBank genome assembly. NCBI's taxonomy places the organism in Eukaryota, Viridiplantae, Streptophyta, Magnoliopsida, Malpighiales, Linaceae.
AUGGGUCUUAGAGAGGCAACCUGUGGUGGUCUAGAUGAUGCACUAAAAAGGAGACCACCUGUUGCAGCCGCAGUGAAGCAAUUUUUGUUGUUGACUAUUGGUUCGAUGCUCGUCCCAAAGAUGUCACGACUUUGUGAUCUCGAUUAUGUAGAGUACCUGCAAUGGCCUCUCGGAGAUAUCCACUUCUUGAUGAUACAUUUGCUAGACUUCCUUAAUGUGAGAGGGUUUGCCACAAAAACCAUCCCGGCCUGCACCUAUUGGUUCGACCCAAGGGUGGAUAAGGAUUGGGAAUCCGGAUCAAGCAGCUCGGCUCCUCCUACAUCUUAUCCGCAGUUCUACUCAACUCAUUUGUGGGAGGAAAUUGACCUGGAAACCCUUGAGGACAAUGAGCUUGAGGCAUUGGAGUCCUUGACUAAAAAAGUUAUGGAUAAUUGGGAUUCAAGGCGGGAAAGUGUUCGGAGAGUCAUCAUCAAGAGGCAGCAAGAAAACCAAUGA